Eimeria acervulina is the source of this 3873-nucleotide messenger RNA. RefSeq lists its product as hypothetical. Gene Ontology annotation, cellular component: nucleus; chromatin. Gene Ontology annotation, biological process: nucleosome organization; regulation of transcription by RNA polymerase II. Lineage: Eukaryota; Apicomplexa; Conoidasida; Eucoccidiorida; Eimeriidae. The annotation marks the transcript as partial. The record is from RefSeq and is a predicted model, not a curated record. Gene Ontology annotation, molecular function: ATP hydrolysis activity; ATP-dependent chromatin remodeler activity; ATP binding. The transcript has 3 exons.
AUGGCGGUCGAAGGGGAAGGCGAAGAGUGCAGCCCGGCCUCAGCCGAAGAUGAGUCUGGGCUGCAGCUCUUUGGCUUCGCAUCAACGGAUGGAGCAGCAGCAGCAGCAGCAGCAGCAGCAGCAGCAGCAGCACCUGCAGCAGCAGAUGCUGCUGCGGGUGUUGCAGCAGCAGCUGCAGCAACAGCAGCAGUACCGUCGCUAGCUGCAGAAGGCAAUGCCCCCGGAGGGUCUGGGAUCGCGGCUGCGCAGCUGCAGCAGCAAGUGCCGCAGCAGCAGCAGCUGCAGCAGCAGCAGCUGCAGCAACAGCAGCUGCAGCAGCAGCAAGUCAAUCCGGCGUUGAGUUUCGUGUACGAAGGUUGCCUGCAGCAGCAGCAGCUGCAGCAGCAGCAGCUUCAGGAACAGCAGCUCCGACAGCAGCAGCAGCUACAGCAGCAGCAGCUGCAGCAACACGCUCAGCUGCAGCAGCUGGCGCCCCAAGCGUUGCAGCAGCAGCAGCUUCAGCAGCAGCAGUUGCAGCAGCAACUGCAGCAACAGCAGCUGCAGCAACAGCAAUUGCAACAGCAGCAGCUGCAACAGCAACAACUGAAGCAGCAACUGCAGCAACAGCAGCUGCAGCAGCAGUUGCAGCAGCCGGACAUGCAACAACAGCUGUUGCGGCAGCAGCAGCAGCUACAGCAGCAGCACUUUCAGCAGCAACAGCUGCAGCAACUGCAGCAGCAGCAGAUGCAGCCAGUGCUGCAGCAGCAGCCCAUGCAGCAUCUGCAGCUUCAGCACUUGCAGCAGCAACAACUGCAGCAGCAGCACCUGCAACAGCUGAGACAGCAGCAACUGCAGCAGCAGCAGCUGCAGCUGCAGCAGCAGUGCCAGUCUGACGCUUCAGUUCCUUCGCAGCUGCUGCAGCACCAGCUGCAGCAGCAGCUUCAGUUGCAGCAGCAGCUUCAUCAGCAGCAACUGCAGCAGCAGCAACUGCUGCAACAGCACCUUGCCGCUGCAAGCGGGAAUCCGCAGCAGCAGCAGCUUAUACAGCAGCAGUUUAUGCGGCAGCAGCAAAUCCGUCAGCAGCUACAGCAGCAGCAGCUGCAGCAGUUGCUGCUGCAGCGCCAACUGCAGCAGCAGCACCAGUUGCUGGCAGCCCAGCAGCAACACAGCCCCUUCCUGCAGCAGCAGCAGCAGCAGCAGUACCUUCAGCAGCUGCAGCAGCAGCAGCAGAUGUUGCAGCGGCAGCAGCAGCAGCUGAUUCAGGCCCAGCGGCAGCAGCAGCCGCAGCAGCACAAUGUGUUUGCUGAAGCAGCUGCAUCAGCAGUAGCAGCAGCAGCAGCUGCUGCCGCUACUGCUGUACCUGGGGCCGCCCCUGGGCCUGCAGCAGCAGCAGCAGCAGCAGCAGCAGGAGCAAAGGCAGAACCAGACGCAGACGAAGCGUGGGAUCCAUCUGCAGGAAAGCGCGGUGCAGCAGCAGCAGGAGGAGCAGCUGGGGGCGCAGCAGCAGCAGCAGCAGCAGCAGCAGCACUUGAUGGGGGUUUGAGUUGGGGAGUUCCUGGGGGCGGUGGUGCUAGCAGCAGCAGCAGCAGCAGCAGCAGCAGACGGCGUCGAGGACGUGCUCAGUCUCGUGAAGCAUAUUAUGCUUCUCAUUUACCUCGUAGCAGCAGCAGCAGCAGCAGCAGCAGUUCAGCAGCAGCAGGAGGAGGUGAGCGAAGCAGCAGUUUCAGCCUUCGUUCUCGGAGCAGCCGAGUAGAUUAUGUAAAUCUUGCCUGUAAUGAAGAAGAAGAUAUGUUUGAAGAGAACGAAGACAGCGAAAGUAGCAGCAGCAGCAGCAGCAGCAGCAGCAGCAGCAAUAGAUACGGAGCAGCAAGAGGCGCAGGAGGUGAAGAAGCAGGAGCUGUUGCAGGUCUUGUUGUUGAUAGAGUUCUUGACUGGCGCAUAACCCCCGAAGGAUACGAAGAGUAUUUAAUCAAGUGGUUAGGUAAAGCACAUGUACACAACACCUGGGAGACGUAUGCAGCAAUAGAGCCUCUUCUAGGUAUAAAGAAGCUAAUUAACUUUAUUAAAAGAAGAGACAAAGAGAAAGAAAUCAUGCAGCUCUUGUCGCCUGAUGAAGUAGAACAAAUACAGAUCGAGAAGCAGCUUCAGAAACAGCUCGAUGAAGAUGCACUGCAGGCUGAACGCAUCAUCUAUAGAUGGGAAGAGACAGAGAACGGCGAUAGGGUGUACAUAGUAAAGUGGCGGAGCUGUCCUUAUGAUAGAUGUACACAGGAGACGCAUGCAACAUUAGUUAAAUAUUCUUUUCUGCCUUUGGUUGCUGCUUACGAUGCGCGAUUACAUCGAGCAAAGUUGAAGCUACAGCGAGCGCUCACAGACCCUGCUGCUUUUAAACCUAUUACAGCAACACCUUUCAUUCCUUAUGUUAAGACGCCUGCCUAUAUGAAUCAGCUGCUGCAGCCUGAAGGAAGCGCAGAAGAUACAGAUCAGCAACAGCAGCAGCAGCAACAGCAGCAGCAGCAGCAGCAGCAGCAGGGAGGAGGAGGGGAGGCACAGGUGGAACAGCAAAACCAGCAGCAACAGGAACAGCAACAACAGCAACAGCAACAGCAGCAGCAGCAGCAAGGUGAAGGAGAAGGAGAAACUGCUGCUGCUGCUGCUGCUGCUGCAGCUGCAGGUCUCACCGAUGGGUCCCUUCCACCCAUCAGCAGCAGCAACAACGGCACAGCAACCCCGUCCAGCAGCAGCAACAACAGCAACAGUAAUAAUAGUAAUAGUAAUAGUAAUGGGGAGGAGGGGGUCGCUGAACGUCAAGAGCUUCGAGAUUAUCAAUUAACAGGCAUAAACUGGAUAUUAUCGCGAUUAAAGCGCGGGGUGUCUGUGCUGCUUGCAGAUGAGAUGGGUCUAGGAAAGACUGUUCAAACUAUAGGGGUUGUCGGACAUCUUCUGUUUGUUGAGAGCGUACUGACUCCUAUUCUUAUAAUCGUACCUCAAUCUACUCUAGAUAACUGGUUGAGAGAGUUUGAGCGAUGGCUGCCUGAAGCAAAUGUUGUUGCUGUUCACGGUAAUGCUGUUGGCCGAACAGUUAUUAGGAACUACGAGUUACAAAGAUUGCAUGCAAAGCUUCAGGUGUAUAAGUUUGAUGUUUGUUUAACAACACCCUCAAUCUUAAAUAGCGGUAUAGAUGCAGAUUUUCUUAAGAAAGUACCGUGGAGUUUACUUGUUGUUGAUGAAGCUCAUCAAUUAAAGAAUAUAAAUAGCAAAAGAUUUAUUGAGCUGUCGGCGUUUUCAGCUCAACAUAAACUGUUUCUCUCCGGUACACCCCUUCAUAAUAAUCUAGAAGAGCUGUGGAACCUGCUUCACUUCUUAAACCCUUCAAUACAUAGAAGCUUUGAGGAGUUUCGUCAUCGAUAUUAUCUUGUUGAGAGGCAUUCAGAGGUCGGAGAGAUAAAAACAAAACAAUUAGCUGCUCUUCAACAAGAGCUUAAUGGAUAUAUACUUCGGAGAGUAAAGAAAGAUGUUGAACGAAGCAUGCCGAAGAAGGUAGAGAGUAUUCUACGAGUAGAGAUGUCCCCUUUACAGUUAUAUUUUUAUAAACUUAUUUUAACAAAGAACUAUGAAUUAUUAGCCAGGAAAGGGGGCUCAAAUAGAGCAAGUCUUCAGAAUAUCUGCAUGGAGUUAAAAAAAGUUUGUAAUCAUCCUUUCUUAUGUCAAGCUCCCAAUACACCUGAACAAAGAAAUCGUUUAUUAAUUGAUGGAUCUGCUAAACUCAGACUUCUAGAUAAAUUGCUUAAAAGAUUAAAAGAAAAGGGUCAUCGUGUUCUUAUCUUCUCGCAAAUGGUUAAGAUGCUCAAUCUACUCGCAGAGUUUCUGAAACUCAGAGGAUAUAAACAUCAG